CAAUGGCAUUGCUGGCUUUCUCCUCGUUUCCUCCUCGCUCACGUUCAGCUUCACGUUCAUAUCAUAUCGGCUCGCAACAAAAAUCAUUGUCAUGUCUUUGUGUUUAAUUUGAAUCGAAUCUAUCACCUUGACAUACACAAGCUCGCUUGCACGAAAAUCGGUCCAACUCAGAUCAGCCUCUAAGCCGAUCUACUUAGGUACUUACCACUCACCCGUCACAUCUCACCCCCCGCGGGCUGCACGGCGGCGACCUCAUCCUUGCUCCAGCGAUCGAAACUCCCCCUACCUUCCGCUCAUCUCCCAGCGCCUGCCAGGCCACUCAGACGAAACGGCCCCUUUUCCUCUGCCCUACGGCCAAAACCAAGUGGGAAGCUGGAAGUGGAAGCGGAAGGCUUCUGGAAAAGACGCAAUUUCGCGCAAGCAUAGUCGACAAAUCAUUUCGUCAAGAAGAGAUAGCUGAGACAGUAGGCGUGGAAGGUCCCCUACACAGACCUCCAAGACCAACAAGGCCAACGGUACGGAGUAGCCCCAAGGCGUCCGGUGCAAUCGCCAAAAGUAGCGCCUAACCCUAUCGGCGCGACAUACCCUGUCAGCAACUCCUGGCCUAACUCGCAUUCGACUCGAGCGGCCGGGGACGAAUUCUUCUCGAAUUACACUUUUUAUCCACCUCCCUACAGGCACCCUGGCUUAGCCUGCGGCUUCCAGGGCUCCACCUCCUCGUGGUCUCGUGGUGAGGCAAUCCCGGCUCUUUGGUGGGUGGUGGAUUGCGCCCCAUUCGCAUUUUCUGCCCACUGGCGGUCGGGCACUGCCUGUCGACACGCCAGUCUGUCUGCGAUGUGUUGCGGAUUCCGUCCAAGUCCUGAACAUCUUUACCCGCAUGGUUUCCAGUCCUCUUCAUGCCCGAACCAAGCGAUGCGCCCGUCGACGACGAAUCCAUGACCUCGCCAAUUGACAAUCUUGCUGCUGAGAUCACCCUGUCCGGUACCGCCCAAUAUCCCUCCUCCACCUCGAAUCCGCCUACCCUGGUCUCUGCUCGUCCGCCGUACCACCACCAUACAAGUUCGACCAGUAUAACCCAGAGUCGUAGUCGACGUUCUUUGGCUUCGCUGGCACGAGAAAAAACAUCAAACGCUUUCGCCAAUCUGGCUUCCAUAGGCACCACAUCCACUCCAAGUCUUCGCUCCGCCACAUCUUCAGGAAGUCUGAGCAAACACUCCACGGCUACCGGUUCGGUGCGACCCAAUCUACCACGUUCCCCAACGUCGCCAGAAGUCCAUACUGCAACACAGCGAAGAACCAGUGGCGUGCCUCUUUCCGGCCAAGAACCAAGGAUCAGCACAUCAAUACCCCCAAUGCCGAACCCCGACAAGAACAAUGGGAGAAUGCACCAGACCUCAUCCAAGAUCCUGCGCAUGACCGACGAUGAGAGACCGUUUACCAGAGACUUCAAGGACUUGUUCUCGACGCUAAUUACGAGUUUACCACUCACUCCACAUCGUGUCAGAUUCUCUAGGGUAGAAGAGACCUUCCUGUCCGAGGAGGCCAUCACCAACCUGGGAUCUUUGAAAUUCUCACAGUCCAAUCGCAUACCGGAUCCCAAGAACCCCUCGAGAUGGGUCGUCACAACUACCACAACGACCUUCUCCAUGGCCAAGGAAAUGGCUCGUUCGGUCUGUCAACGAUUCGUAGAUGCGCGCAUGAUCGAGUCCGCCGAGAACAAGGCCAUAACCACAUUUAACACCAAGGGAGGAGUCUGGCAAUUGACCCCCAAAGGUCUGUCCAUUUUGUCCAGAUUCUGCAACCGGAACGGGAUCAACGCCCGCCACAUCGAACCUCUACUUAAGCGAAGUCAAAUGCAAAUCGUCGCUCUCGAAAGAGACACGGUAACGGACAAGAUUCACCAGGAUAGAGCAACAGUCGAGAUCAUCUUCCGAAGAUUUAUGGGUGCCGACGGUCCAAAUCUGAAGAGCUCUAUAUCUCUCUCAGACUCGGACUCCGUCUCGGAUUAUGCUACCGGUCUGGUCGGUGUCAAAAUGGCCAAAGAACGCCGGGUCAUGGAUAAGAUUUAUCCCUACACGUUCACUGGCAAGGCUGCUUCAGACUGGCUACUAGACUGCACUACCACCAUUGACCGCAGAGAAACCUACGAAACGGCAGAAUUGUUUGUCAAAUGGGGGCUCAUUGGACCUGUGGUUGUAGAUAGAGGUUACACCCGCGUCAAUCCAAUGGCAACCUAUUUCCAGCCCACGAGAAACGCCGUCUACACCGUCACUGAGCGAGGGCAGCGUGUGUGUGGUUGGAUAGCGCGGCCUGCCAGCGUUGAAAGCGAAGACAGCCGUGACACCAAAGACAAGGCACGGGUAACACGAGAUUCCAACGUCGGCCGCCUCAAUAUUAUUAUUCAGGAUGCUGCCCUACGUCUCUUAUUCAGGGAAUUUCUCCGGCAGUCACUCUGUGAGGAGAAUCUGCAAUUUUACAUCGAUGUGACCGAUUUCAUCACGGCGUAUCGCCAUCUGGACGAGUCAGAACGACUCGAGAGACCUGAGAUCGUACGGGAAACUCUGGCUGGAGCAUAUGGUCUGUACAAUUCCUUCCUGGCAUCAGGAGCACCCUCCGAGCUCAACAUCGAUCAUUCACUCCGCAACCGUCUGGAUAGCCGAAUGAUCCGAACAAAUACCGACGAUGACUCCAUGAGAGAAAGUCUCGAAGAAGUUGUGGAACUCUUUGAGCUUGCACAGGCUGCUGUAUUCAAGCUGAUGGCAAGCGAUUCGGUCCCUAAGUUCCUUCGAGAUCCUAAAAACGCCGCCGUACUUCGGGAUCAUGAGGUCGAUCUCACAUCAGGCACUAACCGCGCCAUGUCUCCUGCUCCCGAUCGAACGGUGAGCCGAUCGAAUACUCGCACAUAACCCUUCUCUCUGCAUUCGAGGUCCGAACCAUCGAACAACACCAACCGCCUCGAAUCUAUUUGCAUUGCACAUCUAAAUGUGACGAAUAUUAUGAACACAGGGUCUACCACCGUGGAUCCCUCAUGUACAAAAAAGGGACGUUCCCACCACUGUCAAUAAUCAAGAUUGCUUCGACGAGCGUUCUUGAGAGUCUGAAGACUGUCAUCGAACCUUGUCUGCGGGUGGAUUACCACAUUUUCUGCAUAGAUGCGUCUGGGAUUCCGCAUAGCGAGGUCUGCAUGGGUGGAGUUAUGAAUUGAUUGGGAUGGGCCAAUCUAGCAGCGUGUUCUCCCAUUCCGCAUUUGCAUUGGAAAGAUACCCCUGUGGAGGAUGCAAAUACCCUGGAUUGGAGGCGAAGGACGUGAGCAUCAUAGGACUCUGGAAGUCUUGCGCUGGUUGCCGGUUUGUGAGAAGUCUUGGGGCCAAUGGGGCUGAAGCUGUUGAGAGUGGCAUUGGGAUAGACAUCAGAAAGACCGAACAUGAAAUUACUGCACAAUACCAACGUGUAUCCCUUC
Molecule: messenger RNA, 3460 nt
Organism: Exophiala xenobiotica
Lineage: Eukaryota; Fungi; Ascomycota; Eurotiomycetes; Chaetothyriales; Herpotrichiellaceae
Exons: 3
Coding region: 897-2906 (669 amino acids)
Biological process (GO): intracellular signal transduction
Source: RefSeq, a predicted model, not a curated record